This is a messenger RNA of Nymphaea colorata (pocket water lily), 1285 nucleotides long. Its product is annotated as serine acetyltransferase 1, chloroplastic-like. NCBI's taxonomy places the organism in Eukaryota, Viridiplantae, Streptophyta, Magnoliopsida, Nymphaeales, Nymphaeaceae. The record is from RefSeq and is a predicted model, not a curated record. Gene Ontology annotation, cellular component: cytoplasm; cytosol. The coding region runs from base 175 to 1137 and encodes 320 amino acids. Gene Ontology annotation, molecular function: L-serine O-acetyltransferase activity. The transcript has a single exon.
CGUCCACCUUCUCCUAUAUAAACGGCACCGCCUUCUCCACAAUUCCCUGAAAACAGAGACGCUCGUCUCCUAAUUUAACUCUUCCCAAUAGUUUCCCCUUCUCUGCUUCCGUUCCGCGGGACCAUCUUUAAUUCCUGCAGGCACUGUAGUAGAAAGGCACUUGCAGAGAUCGAAAUGGCGACGUGCAUCGAGUGCUCGGGGUCGGUGCUGGUAGCAAAGCGCCUGUCAUUCGACGCCGACCAGGCCUUGAUCUCCGAUCCGGCCACCAUUUACAGGUUCGUCGAGUUCUCGAGGGCUUUGCAACAUGCCAAAGAUAUUGAAGAGAAGGACGAACUGUGGAUGAAGAUGAGGGAGGAGGCCAGGCGGGAUGUGGAGCAAGAGCCCGUCUUGGCAAGCUUCUAUAUGGCCACUAUUCUUUCUCACGAUUCGCUUGAGAGUGCCCUCGCUACCCAUCUCGGCAACAAGCUGGCCACACCGCACCUGCCGGCUUGCAGCCUCGCCGAUGUCUUCCUGACAACGAUUCUCGAAGACGCAGCCAUCCGGACGGCGAUUCGAGAGGAUUUGAAGGCGGUGAAGGAGAGGGACCCGGCGUGCGUUAGUUACGUCCAGUGUCUGCUCAACUUCAAGGGGUUCUUGGCGAUUCAGGCUCACCGGGUGGCUCACCGGCUGUGGAAUCAGGGCCGGAUUCCGUUGGCCUUGGUCAUUCAGAACCGGGUGUCGGAGGUCUUUGCUGUGGACAUCCACCCGGGAGCGCGGAUUGGGCAGGGCAUCCUGCUGGACCAUGCCACCGGAGUGGUGAUCGGCGAGACUGCGGUGAUCGGCGACAACGUGUCGAUCUUGCACAACGUAACCCUUGGAGGUACCGGCAAGGCCAUUGGCGACCGGCACCCGAAAAUUGCCGAUGGGGUGCUGAUCGGUGCGGGCACCCACGUCCUGGGUAACGUCAGGGUGGGAUCUGGGGCUAAGAUUGGGGCCGGCUCUGUGGUGCUGAAGGAGAUUCCGGCCAAGACGACGGCGGUAGGGAAUCCGGCGAGGUUGGUUGGUGGGAAGGACAAUCCCAUUAAGUUGACAAAGAUCCCGAGCAUGACGAUGGACCAGACCUCUCACAUAUCCGAUUGGUCCGACUAUGUAAUCUAGACUUCUCCUGCUGUGGUUUUCGCUUUUUUUUUUUUUUUUUUUUCAUUUUGAAGGUAGGGCUUUUUCCUAUACGGAAAAAAGAGGAUGGAUUAUGUACGUAACUUUUUCAAUUACGUGCGAAGCUAGAAUGUUCUCGACAUUAGUAUGA